Messenger RNA from Notothenia coriiceps (black rockcod), 1532 nucleotides. RefSeq lists its product as uncharacterized. The record is from RefSeq and is a predicted model, not a curated record. Lineage: Eukaryota; Metazoa; Chordata; Actinopteri; Perciformes; Nototheniidae. The transcript has 2 exons. Bases 1 to 792 code for a protein of 263 amino acids.
AUGAGCUAUGACCAGCACGCAAUGUGCGAAUCCUGCCUGGGGCCAGAGCACGCGGACGCGGCUCUUAGCCAGCAGGUCGCUUGCUCACAUUGUGCCCGUCUCCCAUCAGCCGACAGUAAGCGAAGAGCGGACGCUCUAGCUGCUGCGGCCGACGAGGACGAUUGGCCCGUCCAGGAGCACGUGGACGGCAGCAUGUCCCUGGAGCCGAGUGCCGGGCAAGAGUCGGACGACUCCUACCCCGUCUCCCUCCAUGGUUCACCGUGCGGUUCUCCCCUCCCCCCUCUCCCCCGGACGGGGGAGACAGAGUCGGAGCAGGGGGCUGGUUUGGCGGCCGAGCAUGCGGUCCCCUUCUCCGUCGCCACAGGACGGCGCCCUACGUUGAGCUCCCCAGUAUGUGUAUGUCGCCCACCAGGCCGACCGGGUGCACCAGUGUGCCUUUCAGGCGGCGGCGAAUAUCAUCGCGCUGCUCUCCAACUCGGUGGUGACACUGGUAGAGCGGUCCACCACCGAGGCAGAAGAAAUCAGCAAGGCGGUCAGCACAGCGCUCACUCCGUGCGCGUCCGUCGCUGUCUCCCAGGCGAGGAUUUCCGCGUGGGUGACACAGAUCCAGCGCCACCUCUGGCUGCAGCAGGCGUCUGUUACGGAGACGGCCAGAAAACUGCUACUGGACGCUCCAAUCAGCCCGUACGGGCUGUUCGGACCCCAGUUCCACCCCAUGGUGGAGUCCAUGAAGACGGCCGCGGAACAGGCGGACGGCAUUCGCCAGCAUGUCAGCUGGCUCCAGCCUGCUGAACUCGCCCUUCGGCGGCUGCAGGGGCUCUGUCCCACGUCUCCGCUCCCCCGCCACCCCAGAGACAGGGUCCCCCGGCGGCGAGUCAAAGGGAAGUGAGGCUCCCCCGCUCCUGGUCUGCUCCGCGAGAGCCUCCGAGGAAGCGGAGCCGGUAAUUAAGCCGGCUGCCACUAAUCUGUUGAUUAAGUAGACAGCAGGGCUCCCUGCAGAAGCCUGCUGGUUUUAACCUAUCGGUUAAUAACCUGCAGAGCUCGCGGCAUUCCUCCGUCCGAGAUAUGCCUCCUACACACGGUCAUAAUAACCCAUGAGCGCCGUUAUAACGCCUCAUGUGGACAGCACUGUACACACCUCCACUCAUCCCCUGAGCGUGUACACGCCUCAUGAUGACAGCCGGAGUGAAACGCAGCGUGUGGAGGCUUCCUCGCAGCCCUUUCGCCUCACGGGCAGCGGCGGCGAGGGCAAUGGCGUGGCUCGUCACCAUGACGACCAUUACAGCACAUCACAGAGAAGCAAGAACGGGGGAAUGAGCAGUAUUCCAGGCUGAGUGCCCCCAGCGUCAGCGCCCGCAGUGCCACGGCGCCUAGGGCUUGCUGCAGAAGCCUGCUGGUUUUAACCUAUCGGUUAAUAAACUGCAGAGCUCGCUAAUUAAGCCGGCUGCCACUAAUCUGUUGAUUACCAGCAGGGCUCGCUGCAGAAGCCUGCCCGUUUUAACCUCGGUUAAUAACCUGCAGAGCUCGCGGCA